AUGUAGGAUUAUAGAGGCAAUUUCAAGAGAAUUGAAUUUGGAGUGCAAUAGACUCCUGUUAAAUCUACGACCAAUAUGAAUGAUUUUCAGUCUUCUUAAAAAUUAAAAUAUGAGUAAAUGAGCAAUAAACCCUAAUCAGUCAAUGUUAGUUUUGUUAAUGCUCCUGUUACGAUGGUAUCGAAAGAGCUAUUCACAUUAUAAAUACCAGUUAAAGUUAAAUAAUUGACUGAUGAUUGGAACACAUAAUUAACUUUGAAAAUGAUUAUGCAAUCAAACCAAUAAGCACAUGGAUAAACAUUAAGAAUUGAAUUGACAGAUGAUACAAACUUGUCAUUUUUACAAAUAUUGGAUUUAAAUGAGGGAGAGUUUUUGGCAUUGAAAAACGAAUAAAGUUUACACGUAGACUUUGCAACAUUUCCAAUGAAAUUAGCAGACCUAUUAUAAUUAUGCAUAAAUAGUUAAAGAGAUGAAAAAGUAAACUUCUACGUUUCUUUGGAAACCAAGAAUGGAGAAUCAACCCUUGCAGUAAUUGAGAAUAACGAAUUCAAGAAAUUAACUCAUUUAUCAUUGAGAUUAAGAAGUGCUACAGAUGAUAUACUAAAAUACUUCUUAGCAAAUAAAUUGGCAAUAGAACAAUAGGAGAAUGAACAAUUGUACAAAAAAACCAAGAAAUUGACAGAGCAAUUGGAAGAGAAAUAAUGGGAACUAGAGAAUUUGAAAUCUGAAGUCAGAAAAUUUACAGAGGAUAACAAUGCUGCUCUUUAAUAAGUAUAGUUGGAUGAACAAAAGAAGUUAAAUGACUUUAGGGAGUAAGCCUUAAGUAAGGAAACAAAUUUUAAAAGAGAAAGUGAAAAUGAAAAGCAAUUUAUAAUUGAAAAAUAUGAAAAAAUUGUCUUAGAAUUAUAAAAUAAAUACACUUAAUUGCAAUAAAUAAAUUAAGAUUUAUCAGAAUAAAAGAUUCAACUUACAUAAUAAGAAAAAGAGUUAAAGAAUAAAUUUGCGAUAAUUUAAUAAGAAUCUUAAUAAUUAUAAAAGGAGAACUCAGAGUUUAGAGUACUAAAUAAAGAACUGGAUACUCUUAAAUUUAAUUAAGAAAGAUAAAUCAUAGAGUUGAGAAUCUAGAAGGAAGGAUUAGAAAAAAUAUUACGUGAUAAGGAAGAUUUCUUGAACAAUAAAUAAUAAUUGGUAGAUAAUGAAAAAAAGUAAAAUGUUAUAUUAGAGGAGUAAACUAAUAAUUAAAAAAAACAAAUUGAUAAACUUGAAUAGAGAAUUGCAGUGAUGAGUGAUGAAGUUAAUAAGGGAAAUUAAAUAAUUGAAAAAUUAGAAAAUGAAUUAAGCAAAUAAAAGGAAAAGAUCAAAUUAAAAAAUGCAGUUGUUCUUCAAUAAGAGUAAACUGUAUAAUAGUUAUAAGAUGCCAACGAUUAAAGCAGUAAACAAAUUAAUGAAUAAAAAGACAGUUUAGAAUUGAAAUACAAAGAUUAAGAAAAUACUAAUUUAGAUCUGAAAAAUAAAUUGGCAGAAAGUUAGAAAUUGCUUGAAUCCAAUAAUUAAAUGAUAUAGUAUUUAAAUAAAUGCUUGAAUGAAACCAAAGUUUAAGCACCCGCUUAGAUGCCUGGUUUUUCAACAUUAAAAAGCCAAACCUUUACAAAAUACACCUCUCCAAUACCUUUAUAAGAAGAUAGAAGCUUCAGAAAUUAAAGUGUUACUUAUUAACAGAAUCUAAAUAAUGUAUCUUAGAUAUCGAAUGCAACGAUAUAAAAUAAGUUUAAUUUCUGA
Messenger RNA from Paramecium tetraurelia, 1776 nucleotides. RefSeq lists its product as uncharacterized. The transcript has 5 exons. NCBI's taxonomy places the organism in Eukaryota, Ciliophora, Oligohymenophorea, Peniculida, Parameciidae. The record is from RefSeq and is a predicted model, not a curated record. Gene Ontology annotation, cellular component: centriole. Gene Ontology annotation, biological process: centriole replication.